AUGGCGCCCCGGAGAUCGCACAAGAAGUCGCGGAAUGGAUGCGACCAGUGCAAGCAAAGACGAGUUAAGUGCGAUGAACGUGGUCCUCCUUGCACCAACUGUCAGAACAGAGAGAUAAACUGCGUCUUUUCGUCGGCGGUUGCUCGCAGAAUCAAAGCGUCAACCACAUCUGCAGACGCCUCUCCUAUACAAUCAUCUUUAUCACCGAACGCUCCCCUUCCAAAUACCAUUAAUGGACGGCCCGAGCCGAGUCCAGGGCCCCCGUCUGCUCCGCCUGUCUCCCCUAUCCCUCCAGCCGCACGCCUUCUUGAAUUCGAAUUAGCCCACAAAUACACUACCGACUCGUAUAAAAGCCUUUGUGGUGUCCCCGAAGAUGGAUACACAUGGCAGGUUCAUAUCCCCCGUCUGGCGCUAUCCAGCCACUUUUUAAUGGAUGGCAUAUUGGGGUUGGCAGCCCUGCAUAUAGCGUCAAGUGUCAAGCAUCCAUCCGAGGUGGUUUCGUACUUUGAUGCUGCCCUUCGAUAUCAUACUCUAGCCUCAUCCCCUUUCCGCGAGGCCCUAAACAAUAUCACACCUCUCAAUUGUGAAGCUGUAUUUGCAUUUGCCGUCAUUACCACAGUCUUCACCUUCUCCUCAACGCAGAUAGCACCGGGUGGAAGGGAAAGCGGAACUGUUCUAGAAGAUGUAAUAGCAAUUUUUGAGCUACUGCAGGGGAUCAAGGGCAUUUUCUCUGCUAGCAGUUCAUGGCUAGAAAUAAGUUGGUUUUCGUCAGGCACCAGGAUAGAAUCCGAAGAUAUCCCGGUCAAUAAUGAGCCAAACACCGAUAUGGCCUUUCGAAGAUUAAUGGCCUUUACGGAUGAGACACUGGCGUCUGCCAACGUCGAGGAGUACAAUGUUAUCAAGCGACUAGUAUCAAAGCUAGAGUUAGCUUUCUCAAUAUUCCGUGAGAAGCAAGACCAAAGUCUGGUACUUUCAUGGUUGAGCAUGUUGGAUAAGAAUACUAUUCCCAUCGGAUCCGCGACUGGACGAAAUGACUCAAUGGCCUCGUCAGCAAGUAAACCUACCCCCAAUAAAGAUGUUGUCAUAGAAUUUGGGGGCAGUCGGGCCAGUGCUCUAUGCUUUGUCGAGGGAUACGGCGGGCGAGGCUAG
Molecule: messenger RNA, 1149 nt
Organism: Microsporum canis CBS 113480
Lineage: Eukaryota; Fungi; Ascomycota; Eurotiomycetes; Onygenales; Arthrodermataceae
Exons: 3
Coding region: 1-1149 (382 amino acids)
Biological process (GO): regulation of transcription by RNA polymerase II
Molecular function (GO): zinc ion binding; DNA-binding transcription activator activity, RNA polymerase II-specific
Source: RefSeq, a predicted model, not a curated record